CAAAAAAUAUAUAUCAUCAACCCACCAAAAAGCUUCCUUUUUCAUUCACAUUCACACAAAUUCAUCUUCAAAUACCGUAACCAAACAAAAUUGUUGACCAUUGUCUUCUUUGUUUCUUCUCUCUUCUUCAAUCUCCUCUCCAACCCAAAACCAUGGCCUCUUCCUCCUUAUCCCUCCUCUCACCCCCUUCCCUAACCUCCACCCAACUCCACAAUGCCUCAUCAUCAUCAUCCUCCGCCGCCAUCGCCACCACCGCCCGCCUUGUGCUGCGCACACCUAAACCCCUCCACCUACGCACCACCUCUCACCGACCCUUUUCUGUACGGGCUCAGUCAGCCCCUACUCUCACCCAAGACGACCUCAAAAAGCUGGCCGCAGACAAAGCCGUCGAGUACGUCAAGAGCGGAAUGGUCCUCGGCCUCGGCACUGGCUCCACCGCUGCCUUCGUCGUCGCCAAGCUCGGUGAGUUGCUCAAGUCCGGUGAGUUGACUAAUAUUGUUGGAGUCCCGACCUCGAAACGCACGGAGGAGCAAGCUCGCGAAUUGGGUAUUCCGCUUUCGGUGCUUGAUGAUCAUCCCAGCCUUGAUUUGGCCAUUGAUGGCGCAGAUGAGGUUGACCCAGAUCUCAAUUUGGUUAAAGGACGAGGUGGGGCUCUUCUGAGGGAGAAGAUGGUGGAGGCUGCGUCAGACAAGUUCGUGGUGGUGGCUGAUGAGACCAAAUUGGUUAGUGGGCUUGGUGGGAGUGGUCUGGCUAUGCCGGUUGAGGUUGUACAGUUCUGUUGGAAGUACAAUUUGGUGAGGCUUCAGGAGCUUUUCAAGGAGGAAGGUGUGGAAGCGAAGUUGAGAGUGGAUGGUGGAGGAAAGCCUUAUGUGACUGAUAACUCGAACUACAUAGUUGACUUGUAUUUCAAGACCCCCAUUAGAGAUGCUUUGGCGGCUGGGAAGGAGAUUUCAGCUUUGGAAGGGGUUGUGGAACAUGGGUUGUUCUUGGAUAUGGCUACUGCAGUCAUAAUUGCUGGUACAACUGGAGUCGAUGUUAAGACCAAGUGAUUUUUUUGCUCCUUUCUGCUCUUUUUUGUCUUCAUUUCUUGCUUGUUGUUCUAUGAUCAUUGGUUAGUUUCGAGCUCAUUUGUAAUCGGGUGUAGCUCGGAGAUGGGGUGAUAUGGGUACUUCUUGCAAGUUUUGUGCUUUGAUGUUUUAAUGGCAUUGUGGGAAGGAUAUGAAUAAUAGUGAUGUAAGUGGAAAUUGUGAAGUAAUAAGUUCAAGCUUAAGCUCUGCUUAUCUGAAUUUUGGCAUUGAUGCUAAAUGCUGAUGGAAAAAUCUGUUUUUUUUC
Humulus lupulus (European hop) is the source of this 1332-nucleotide messenger RNA. Its product is annotated as probable ribose-5-phosphate isomerase 3, chloroplastic. The transcript has a single exon. NCBI's taxonomy places the organism in Eukaryota, Viridiplantae, Streptophyta, Magnoliopsida, Rosales, Cannabaceae. The coding region runs from base 153 to 1049 and encodes 298 amino acids. Gene Ontology annotation, biological process: pentose-phosphate shunt, non-oxidative branch. Gene Ontology annotation, molecular function: ribose-5-phosphate isomerase activity. The record is from RefSeq and is a predicted model, not a curated record.